Chenopodium quinoa (quinoa) is the source of this 1086-nucleotide messenger RNA. Its product is annotated as aspartic proteinase nepenthesin-2-like. The transcript is spliced from 2 exons. Gene Ontology annotation, cellular component: extracellular region. The coding region runs from base 1 to 1086 and encodes 361 amino acids. The record is from RefSeq and is a predicted model, not a curated record. Lineage: Eukaryota; Viridiplantae; Streptophyta; Magnoliopsida; Caryophyllales; Amaranthaceae.
AUGACUAUACAAGAGUUUAUAGACCUUGUUGAAAUUGACAUUGGUAUAUUUGAUGGUAAACCAGAUAGUAAAACUAUUUAUCUAGGGCUCGAUACUGGAAGCGAUCUUACGUGGACACAAUGUGAAAAUUGUGUCAAAUGCUUCCAUCAAGUAAAUCCCUACUAUCCUGCAAGCCAAUCUCAUAGUUAUAAGCCCAUCCCUUGCUCCCAAUGUGCUAGUACUGCUGAAUGCUCGGAGAAUGUUUGCAAGGAGACACGCAUGUAUGGCGAUGGCAGCGUUGUCAAAGCGAUUAUCGCUACUGAGUCAUUUGUUUUUAGGUCUCAAAAUGAUGGCCUGGAAAUAGAUGGUCAAGAUAUGAACAAUAAGUUUAACGGAUAUUUAGGAAUGGGUUACGGCCAAUACAGCUUCCCUGAACAAGCAAAGAUUUUAGUGAACGGAAAAUUUUCAUAUUGCUUACAACCAGAAGAAGAAGGACUUCCGCCAAUGCACCUUCGAUUCGGAGACGACGUGAUACAACCCCCAGCGGAAGUUUACACCACCCCUAUGUUUAAACGUGCUGACCGCGAAGGCCACCAUUACUUGAACCUCUGCGGCAUUAGAGUAGACGACGAAGACUUAGAUCUUCCUCCGGGUGUUUUUUAUAUAAAAAGUGACGGAACUGGAGGGUGCAUCAUCGACACGGGCACGCCUACUAGCCGCAUCACCUCAGCGGCCUAUACUAUCUUCAAAGACGCGGUUGCGCGUAACAUUGAAUCCGCUAAUAAAAAUGUGGAGAGAUUUCAAAGUACUACCUCAGGGCUUGACCUUUGUUACAAGCGUGUAAGUGAGCCUGAAACCGUGAACCUUCCGUACAUUACAUGGGUGUUUGCGGGAGCAGCAGAUUUCUUUAUGACUUCAGAUUUAACAUUUGAUACGUUUCAGGAAGAUGGUUUUCCUAUUGUUUGCUUGCUUUUUCUUGAAAGUAACCAGGCUGUGGGUGGUUUGACCAUAUUAGGAUCUGAACAACAGAUUGAUCAUAGGAUAAUAUAUGAUCUUACAAAUGGUCAACUACACUUUGGACCAGAGGACUGCUCAAAUGGUGCUUAG